GUGAGCUGGCCGCGCAUGCGCCACGCGCCCCUUUUAUGCCCUUUUAAGCCUACCUAGCGUCACGCCUUUGUGACGUCACAAAGUGUUUCACAGGCGACUCGACAGGACAAACGGUUGAAUUCAGCUCAACAGACAAGAUGUUUAGCGUUGUGGAGUUUUGUCAGGAGUUCGAUUUUAAAUUUACGAAUAAGCAGCUUUUUAAUCAAAUUAAAGCUCUGGAAUUAGCCUGUAAAAACGUUUACAAACGUAUCGAAAAACGGGAGACGAGCGACAAACUUGACAGAAAUGUUAGGGGAGUGAAUGCAGAGCAAACUUGUGACAUAAAUGAACUGGAUUAUGGUUUAAGCCGAGAACAUAAUGAAGAAUUGUUUUUGGACAAAUCCUUGACUUUUGGCCGUGUAAAAAGUGAGAAUGAGGAAAAAAUGAGAUGCAAAACGCUUUUCCCAGGAAGGUUUGAACCGAUUCCACUAGGGACCUCAAGAAGAGUUGUGAAAAUGACUCAUCGUCCAGUGAAUCCAUUUUGGGAUUUAGACUUCCUAAAUGAAGUCAGGAAUUAUCAGGACUGUGAAUACUUUACAAUCUGCCUCGACGGAACGUUAAAAGUUUGGACAGAUAGUUUUAAAAAUGCAAAAACAUUUGCUCUCAAAAACAAAGAAACCAUGAAAGAUUGUUGCAGUGAUCAACAGAUGAUUGUACAUGAUAUGCUUUAUAUACCGGAGAUUUCAGAGUUAGCGGUCUGCACAGCUCAGAGGGAGGUGUAUUUUUAUGACUGCAAAGACCUUCACAAACAAUUCAAGAUAAAAUACUGUUUACUGGAUGAGGAAUUUACCACCAUGUCAUAUUAUUAUUCUGUUAGGAAAGGCAUGCUUUCAUUGGGUGAUAAAAUGGGAAAUAUUUAUAUACUUUUCUCUAAAGUCGUUGAACACGGUCUGUUCAGCAAAAACAUGUUUGAAAGCGUAUCUUUAAGGCCUUAUCCCACCAUACGAGUGUCCUCCCUGUUACAGAACACAGACACAGACUUUCUAUAUUUCAAACUUAACGUUUUUAAUGACUGGUGUUCUAAUGUGCAGUUUUAUCCACAGAUUAAUUCAUUUUUGGUUUGUGGACUGUCCGCGAAAAGGACGAUUCAGGUUAAGUUCUCGAAGAAGCUCAGUACUUCAAAACCCCAGUACACAAUCCAAACAUAUGAGUCUACAGGUAAGAUUGGUUUGUUCAUCUGUGCAACGUAUACCGCAGUGUAUAACUGCAUCGUGACGGGCGGUGAAGACGGAAAAUUGCGGUUGUGGAAGAAUGACGGCAGUGGUAAGUUGAUUCGUACUCUACAAAAGCAUACUGCAAGAAUCUCCCACCUCCUACAUAAUCCUAGAGAACAGGUAAUUAUUAGUGUGUCUGCAGACCAAAAUAUGUGUGUCUGGUCUGAAUAUGAUUGGGUCUGCAAGCAGAGUUUCAGAGCGGAUCACCUGAAGCGUGACCCAAUCACGUCUGUGUAUCUGAACACUUACAACAACGAGUUAAUAGUCAGUAAUACAGACAUGGCAAAGACGUUGGGAAGAGGGACCAAUCUUUAUCAAGAAACGAUGACAUCACACAACAUGCCGCUGUGUGGAGCGCUCUACGACAGCGCUUUCAACCAGGUUCUCUCUAUUUGCCAGAAAGGUGAAGUGAAGACAUGGGAUUUACUGACUGGAGAGGCUGUCAUGCAGUUCAGCACCAGACCAGAUAAACCUGUGGGGCAAACCAUCCUCACGUUCGAUGAUUCUGGUCGCAAAAUCAUCACGAUGUCUGACGAUCUGACAGUCAGACUGUGGAACUUUUACAGCGGGCAAGAGAUUACUGCUCGUGAAGUUAAACUGCCAAAUCAAGCAACAUGCAUUGUCUGCAGAAAAGGCAAAAUGUUUAUCUCUGUGAAGAAGUCAAACAACAUUUUGAUUGUGGAUUAUAGAGGGUAUAAGAAGACGUACUUGGAGCAUAGGUUUUUAGAAGAUGUUUGCAAGAUGGAGUUCCAUGGAGAUAAACUGAUCGCAAUAUCCAGUGGUGGAAGUGUUGUUGUGUGGGAUUUAAACGCAUUUGAACAUGAGAAUAAUUUGGAAAGCAACCAAACUUCUAGAAAGGAAGCGGUUGAGCCAAUCUGUUUAAAGCUGAGCCUGCAACCCUGUUCCAGAGACAAACUCAUCAGAGACGGUGAGUGUAAACCAGAGGGCAAAGACACAUUUCAUAUAGGCCCUAUAGUGUCUCUGAGGGCAAGAGAUGGGAGUAAAGGUGCAGCCACACUGCUGAUGGCAGUAGACGGCUACAUUUAUGCCUUGUCAACUACAGCUAGCAGCGGAGUGGUGGGGAAAUUUGAAGCAACAGAAAAGAACAGGGCCACGAUCACAUGCAUGACGGUUGAUGAAGGAAAUGCAACUUUACUGACCGGUGACAGCACUGGGAAAGUUUGCAUUUGGGAUAUCAACAAGUUUUGUGUUGAGGUGAAAACCAACAAUGAACGCAGCGUUUCUCCGCCUCCGCUGGUAAGAGCUUGGAAUGCUGGAGUUAGCAUGUUGGUCAGUAUUAUAUAUUUUUCUGCUGAUCAGAGAGUUAUUACUGCAAGUCACGACCAGAAUCUGACACUGUGGACAUACUGCGGUGAGAACAUCGGUGUCUUUGGGAGACAUAAUUGGAAAGAUCUACCCUAUUAUGUACAACUGAAACAAAUGGAAGACAAAAAGAAACCUAAAGUAGAAGUGAAAAAAGAAAAGAACCCAGAAAUUUUGGAACUGAUUCGUGCCUGUUAUGUUUCCCAGAAAAAUAAGGAUUCGAUCAUGCACACGGAGGAGGAUAGUUUAGAUUCGAUGCAGGACGACAUUGAAAAUUUGUAUGAGUGGCUCGGCUAUGAUGGAUUACAGGAUAAGGAACGAACCAGAUGUAACGAUAUGGAUCCACAGAUUAAACAGGCUGGUCCUCCGGUUGCCACAAAGCCCAGCGUAACCAGUCAGAGGACAAAUCAUACAGAGGACAAGCAGAUAUCAGUAAAAUCAUCUAGAAAGUCCAUGCUUCCAAAGAUGAAAAGGGCUGUUCCUCCUGUCGCUGCUAAGCCCUCCAGCUUAACCAGUCAGAGCUCAGAUGAAGAUGCAAGUGAGACGUUGGAUGAGCAGAAAUCUGUUAAAUUACCACUACUAAAAAAGUCCAUGCUUCCAAGGGCUGUUCCUCCUGUCACCACUAAGCCCAACUUAACCAUUCAGAGGACAAAGCUGCCAAAUAAAAGUGUGGACAAGCCGCUUUUAAAGGAUUCGUCACCAGUAACAGAAACUUCUCCUGCUGUCUCCCAAGCUCCCAUAAACUUAGUCACACAGAAGACAUCAUUUUUAGCAGAAAUCGUGGCAGACAAACGCUCUACUGUAAAACUGCCACCUAUAGUCCCAAAGUCCACCAACACAAGCAGACUGAGGAUGAAAUUAGGAGACAACGUAAGGGCAAACAACAGAUUUGAGAGGUCUGUAAAGUUGCCAGUCGUAUCAGAAGAUGAGCAGGUUCAACUCGCAUCACUAAUUCGUGCCCCUGUCACCCAAAAGCCCGCCGAUUAAAGCAGACAGAUCAGACCUGCAGUUGUAAAGAAGACGGUGGAUGGGAAGGAUUCUGGAACAUCUCCAUCGGGAUCAAAAAGGACGUUUCCUCCCCAGACCCUACAGCCUCGUCCACCUGCCACCACAAAGCCCUCCACCUUAACCACCAACAGGAGAAAAUUAGUUGUUAAACCACAGUGAACCCCUGAAAUAGUUACAGAGCCUGGGACUUGUUAACCCUCUCUGGUAGGAGAACAGAUUUGUAGAAGAAGCCAAAAUAUUAAGAUGAACCAGAAAACAAUGGGCAUUAGGAGCCUUACUCCCUUAAGGUGGAAGUUUAGAAGUUAAUAGAAGUUUAGCAGUUAACCCUUACCCAACGUUUAAAUUUUCUAACGUUAAAGUCAUUAGAGCACAAAAAUGCACUUAGAAAGCUUCCUUUAGAAAUAUUAUAUAAUAUUUCAUAAGUCCCAAUUUUUUUACAUGAAUUUCAUCCUUGGCUUCAGCCCUAACAAAAUAUAAUAAAAUAUGUGUGUGUUUCUCA
Molecule: messenger RNA, 4083 nt
Organism: Nothobranchius furzeri (turquoise killifish)
Lineage: Eukaryota; Metazoa; Chordata; Actinopteri; Cyprinodontiformes; Nothobranchiidae
Product: WD repeat-containing protein on Y chromosome-like
Molecular function (GO): protein binding
Source: RefSeq, a predicted model, not a curated record